ACGAACGGAAUCUCCUCUUUCUCUCAUGACUGCAAAUUUUCCCCUCAUCCCCUACGAAUGCCAAGCUUGGGGCAACAGCAAAGGAGUUCAUAGUUUUGGUAAUCAUCGAUUCUUAAAUAUAUUUGUUCAAAACGAGAAAUAUAAACCAGAAGAAGUAAGUAAUUAAAAGGAGGGAUAUUGUAGAAAUUGUUGAAUCGAAGACUGAUAAAUCGGUUUUACAAUUCACCUGAGCUUUACGGAUUCAGGGUUUUUGAAAGAAGAGAGGUUUCAAAAACCCUACAAUUCUCUGAAAACUUAUCAUUUUAAUCUUUUUCGUUUACGUUUCGAUCAAACCCUAGGGUUUUUCCGGGUACUAGGGUUUGGUGGCGAUGUCUGCUGGAGUUUGUGGUAAGCGGCUGGGGUUCGAAGAAAUCUUCGGAUCUUCUAUGCCGUCUUCUUCUGCUAAGAGAGCGAGGUGUUCGACUUUUGGUUCUCCGAUCCGUUCUUCUGAUUUCGGGUUUGGAUCUGAGGAUAAGGUCUCCUUCUUACUCCGGAUGUUCCCUGCCAUGGAUCGGGAGUUGGUGGAAAAUGUUCUAAAUACAAGUAAUCAAAAGAUUGAUGAUGCCAUUGAGAGCCUGAAUGCACUUUGCCUUGGCAAUGUCUCUGGGAAAAAUGGACUGCAGAGCCUUGAUUCUAUGGCUGUUGCUAAUGAACCUGAUGCUCCAGGCAGUGAAAGUUGUCAGGCGUCUGAGCAGAAUGUUGAAGAAUUACAUAACAGAACUUCAACUUUCGAAUCUAUAAACCCCACAGAUGGAUCUGCCUGGGUAGAUAUUUUUGUGCAAGAAAUGAGGAGUGCUGUGGAUCUUGAUGAUGCCAGAAGUCGUACAACUAGAAUCUUAGAGGCUUUUGAAAGGAAUGUUGUUGCUCGUGCAAGAGCGUCAGAUGAGGAGCUCACUUCUCUUAGAGAGCAUCUGCACAGCUUGUUAAGGGACAAUCAAAUACUAAAGAGAGCAGUUGCAAUCCAGCAUGAACGUAAUUUGGAGCAGGAGGAUAGGGCGAGGGAAGUUCAGCAGUUGAAGCAUGUGAUAAGCCAGUACCAGGAACAGUUACAAACUUUGGAGCUGAAUAAUUACACAUUGAAGCUUCAUCUGCAGAGGGCACAGGAGAGCAGCUCUAUUCCAGGGCAUUUUCACCCUGAUGUGUUUUAGGGGAAAAUUUGUCUUCUUUUGAUAUACCUUGUUGCUCAGUUUGUGUUUUAUUAUUUGUUCUUGGUACUCUCAGUAGGGAUGAACCAGUAUGAAAAGUUAAGGUUCAUGGAUUGGUAGAGUAGAUUCUGCUAACCAGCUUUAAAAUUAAACCAUAUGCACAGCUGGUGUAGCUGUUUCAAGUUCUAGUUACUCAACUAGCAAUAGUCUUAUAAGAUUCACGGCCUUUCCGUGAAGUUGCUUGCAUUGCACUAAAAGAUUACCUGUUUUCAUUUGCAGUGUGACCUAGGAAUAUCGCUUGUUGACAUAGUUUGUGAUGUAUAUUUUGUGGAGAAAGAGGGGUCUAGUUGACCUGUUAUAGAAUUUACUUUGUAUUUGCUUACUUUGAUGAAAGGAAAUGGUUUGGGAAUGUAUGU
Molecule: messenger RNA, 1600 nt
Organism: Macadamia integrifolia
Lineage: Eukaryota; Viridiplantae; Streptophyta; Magnoliopsida; Proteales; Proteaceae
Exons: 5
Coding region: 369-1187 (272 amino acids)
Molecular function (GO): ubiquitin binding
Source: RefSeq, a predicted model, not a curated record